AUGAGGGAGUUCAACGGCAAAUUCUUUCCUCCUCUAGUUCAAGAACGGAAGGAAGACGAAUUUAUCCGGCUUCGCCAAGGGACCCAGAUUGUCGCCGAGUACGAGAGCCAAUUUACGACACUAUCCAAAUUUGCACCUGAACUCAUCAUGACCGAACAACGAAGAAUAAGGCGCUUUGUCCAGGGCCUGAACAUGGAGAUCCAGAAGGAUCUAGCUGUAGCCCAGAUUAACGCCUUCAGUGAUGCAGUGGAGAUGGCUCAACAAGUAGAGAAUGCACGGCUACAAGAUAAUAAGCCUCGGCCUUUUCGAUUCCUGAAUGCCUGGACCUCUUCGCUUUCACUGUUGGAAGUGAUCCGCUCUUCUUGGGAGGCGCCUGUUAGUGGGUCUCCCUGGCGGGUGCUGUGUUCCAAGCUUUUAGCUGCACGGAGGGCAAUUCAGCAUUGGAAUAAAAGUUCCUUUGGAAAUAUUUUUGAUAAUGUUAAGGUGGCUGAGCUCCGGAUGGUGCAAGCAGAAGCGGCGGCGGAGAGUACGGAGUCAGAGGAGGCUCACAUUGGCCUGCAAGAGGCGCAGGCAAAUUUUCGGCAUGCGUUGGCAGUAGAGGAGCAGUUUUGGAGCCAAAAGGCGAGGGUCAAAUGGCUUUCACACGGGGACCGGAACUCUAAGUUCUUUCAUGCAGUGGUUAGGCAACGAAGGGUUCAGGGUACGAUUCAUCGUAUCAAGACUUCGGCGGGGCUUUGGGUAGAUAAGGAUGGGGACAUUGCCGAGGAGGCCAUUCGAUUUUUCUCUGGGUUGUUUACAGAGUCGGCGGUGCCUAGUUCUGAGCUGCUGCCGUUGAUUCCGCCUACCAUUUCGCGGGAGGACAACUUGAGCUUGGAAAAUAUUCCCUCCAUGGAAGAGGUAAAAAGGGUGAUCCAUGUCAUGGAUGGAGAUAGUGCGGCAGGGCCGGAUGGCUUCACGGGUAAAUUCUUUACCUUUGCUUGGGAGGUCAUUGGUCAGGAUGUCUAUAAUGCCGUGGUGAGUUUCUUUUGUGGGGCAGAGUUGCCGCGAUUUAUCACCUCGACUUCUAUUACCCUUAUUCCGAAAAUUCCCAAUCCUCAAGAUUUUUCUAAUUUUAGGCCAAUCAGCUUGUGUAAUUUCAUUAAUAAGGUUCUGUCGCGUCUUUUGGCGGACCGGUUAGCUGGACUAUUGCCAAAGUUGAUCUCCCCCCAGCAAUCGGGAUUUGUCCGGGGCCGAAACAUUGUGGAGAACUAUCUGUUAGCCCAAGAAAUUGUUGCGGGCAUCGGGAAAAAGUCGAGAGGGGGGAAUGUCGUACUCAAAUUGGACAUGGCCAAGGCCUAUGAUCGGGUUUCCUGGCUCCAUCUGAUUGGGGUAUUGAGGAAGUUUGGAUUUGGCGAACGUUUCAUUGACAUGGUUUGGCGUCUGAUUUCAAACGUCUGGUUUUCAGUUAUGAUCAAUGGGGCGGCACACGGCUUUUUCAAGUCCUGUAGGGGACUCCGUCAGGGGGACCCGCUAUCCCCUGCAUUAUUUGUUAUCGGAGCGGAGGUCCUCUCACGAGGGCUGAAUAAUCUGGCGGCCCAGUCAUCUUUUUUGGGAUUUACGGUUCCUCAAGGUUGCCCGGGGGUAACCCAUUUGGCGUUUGCGGAUGAUGUGUUAAUCCUUGCUAAUGGGUCUGCAACAGCCCUUCGUCGGGUUAUGAGGGUACUAGAGGCGUAUCAGCGGUCUUCUGGGCAAAUGCUCAAUGCACACAAAAGUGGAUAUUUGGUCCACCCCUCCCUGUCUGUGGCUCGUCGUAGGGUAAUUGAGCGGAUUACGGGUUUCUCGCGCCAGGUUUUCCCCACCCGCUACUUAGGAUUCCCUUUGUACAUUGGCAGGUGUAAGACGAGUUUUUUUGCGGAGGUGUGUCAAAAGGUGAUGGGGAAAAUUUUGUCUUGGAAGUCGAAGUUUUUAUCUUCGGGGGGGAGGCUCAUUCUGAUCAAGCAUGUUCUUUCUGCUAUUCCAGUCCACUUGCUUUCUGCUGCAGUGAUGCCCAAAGCAGUGUUUCGAAUCAUUGAGAGAGCUUGUGCCAACUUUUUAUGGGGCUCGUCGGACGAGGGCUUCAGGUACCAUUGGAUGGGUUGGAGGAAAUUGUGCCUCCCACCGGAGGAAGGGGGUGUGGGGUUUCGGCGGCUCCAGGAUGUAUAUACUGCUUUCUCAUACAAGCUAUGGUGGCAGUUUCGGACAGGGUCGUCUCUCUGGACAACCUUCAUGCGCGCAAAGUAUUGUCGGGGAAUUCAUCCUUGCCAAGCGGAGUGCAAGCCAUUGGUUUCAGCGAUUUGGAGGCGGAUGCAGGAUGUCAGCCGACAGGCCGAACUCUCCAUGGUGUGGCUGGUUCAGGAUGGGUCGUGUCAUUUUUGGUACGAUAAUUGGCUGGGGUGUGGCGCUUUGUUUCUCAGGGCUCCAGUUGUGUUGAAUCUAUCUUUCCGGGACUUCAUCAUUCAGGGUCGCUGGAAUGCCCAGCUUCUGUCUCAGGUGCUCCCAAGGGAUAUUAUUGCUGUGGUGCUGAGUAAGUCGGUUCCCAAUGAACAAAGUGCGGAUGAGGUAGUAUGGAUGCCGACAAGAUCUGGCAAGUUCUCCUUAGCUUCGGCCUAUCAGGAGGUACGCCCGGUUGGUAACUCUUCUUUUAUGUUUUCUUCGGUGUGGCAUAGGCCGCACCCGGCAAAAGUAUCAUUCUUCAUGAGCCGCCUCUUAUGGGGCCGGCUGCCCUUGGAUGAUGUGCUUCACACGCUUGGGUUUCAAUCAGCUUCCAAAUGUCGAUGUUGUUCUCAUCCAGCGGCCGAGUCUUUUGAACAUGUCUUUUCGACGGGGCAGGUUGCCGAGGCAGUCUGGGGGUUUUUUGAGGGGUUGUGUGGCAUCUCAAGUUCAGCUCCUUACGUCCGGGCCCGCCUUGCCUCUUGGUGGUUGGCCUCGCCCAGCUCGAGGCGACGGAAGGCUGUUUUUCAUAUUAUGCCGAGUCUCAUCUGCUGGCAUCUUUGGAAGGCGAGGAACCGUGCAGUUUUUGAAGGGAUUCAGCCGCAAUCCAGCUCCGUUUGUCAGGCUAUCUUUCAGGAGGCCAAGGUUUUGCUUGAAAUUGAGCUUAAGGAACGGGUUGCGGCCCAGUCAUUCUUGCAGUUAUGGGAAUGGGCAUCCCAGUCACGAAGGAGGUUUGGGUUUAAAUUGGUUUGUUGGAAACCAGCUCUAGAGGGGGAGUUUACCCUGAACACAGAUGGCUGCUGCAAGGCUUUCUUAGGCCAGACGUCUAGUCUCCAUGCCGAAGCCCUUGCUCUCUUGACAGGUCUCCGGAUAUGUGGUCAAAAGGGGGUUACAGAUGUGAGCAUCCAGUUGGAUUCUCAGGUCUUGGUGGGAAUUCUUCAACAUCGUUUGCAGUGUCCGUGGCAUGUUCGUGGGGAGGUCCGGCAGAUUUGGAGUCUGGUUAGGGACCCUUCUAGGUUUUCUCAUUGUUUCCGGGAAGCAAAUAAGGUAGCAGAUGCGUUGGCUAAUGUAGGUGUAGCUCACCCUCAUCAAGUUGUUCAGCUCUAUGAGCACUGGAGUGACUGGCCGCGGCUGGCCCGUGGUGGUGUUAGACUCGAUAGCAUUGGGGUCCCUUCCUUUAGGAUGGUGCGAAACUCCUAA
Molecule: messenger RNA, 3648 nt
Organism: Coffea eugenioides
Lineage: Eukaryota; Viridiplantae; Streptophyta; Magnoliopsida; Gentianales; Rubiaceae
Exons: 3
Coding region: 1-3648 (1215 amino acids)
Molecular function (GO): nucleic acid binding; RNA-DNA hybrid ribonuclease activity
Source: RefSeq, a predicted model, not a curated record